AGAAAAACCAUGACUCCGUAUAAAGGGCAAAACUUUGGUCUAUUUCUGCAGACGGUAGAACGAAGGAGAACUCGGAUUCCCUUCUUCCUUUCCUCCACCCCGAUUUCUAAGUUCAAUUCUCUCUCUAACCGCCCGGCGGCCGGUAGUUGACCCUCCCUUCCUUCUCCAUCUGACCUUGUUUUCUGCAAUUCCCUGUUAAUUUUCUUAUCUAGAAGUGCAGGUCUUUGGCUCUCUAGAACGAUGUCGGCGGUCGUGAGGCAGAGGCUGGGAGGCAAAACCCGAGUUUUUUCACAUUUGAGGCAAGCUCUCCAGAGGGCUGGAUUUACUGCAUCUGUUGCAGGGAAGAACAACUCAACCGCUGCUAAAGAGUUGACAGUACGUGAUGCUCUGAACUCCGCACUAGACGAGGAGAUGGCAGCUGAUCCAAAAGUUUUCAUCAUGGGCGAAGAGGUUGGAGAAUAUCAAGGAGCUUAUAAGGUAUCUCGUGGACUUCUAGAGAAGUAUGGUCCUGAUAGAGUUCGUGAUACGCCAAUCACAGAGGCUGGAUUUGCGGGAAUUGGAGUUGGCGCAGCAUAUUAUGGUUUGCGGCCAGUAGUGGAGUUUAUGACCUUCAAUUUCUCUAUGCAGUGCUAUUCUGCUUGGUAUGCUUCCUGCCCUGGUUUGAAAGUGCUGACCCCCUAUUCAUCAGAAGAUGCUAGAGGAUUGCUGAAAGCUGCUAUAAGAGAUCCCGAUCCUGUUGUUUUCCUUGAAAAUGAACUUCUAUAUGGAGAGUCUUUUCCAGUUUCAGCAGAUGUUCUUGAUUCAAAUUUUUGCUUACCAAUUGGAAAAGCUAAGAUUGAACGAGAAGGAAAACAUGUCACCAUCACUUCUUUCUCAAAGAUGGUUGGUUAUGCUCUCCAGGCAGCUGAGAUUCUCUCCAGGGAUGGGAUUAGUGCUGAGAUUAUAAAUCUUCGUUCUAUCAGACCGCUUGAUAGAGAUGCUAUCAUUUCUUCUGUGAAGAAAACCAACAGAUUGGUCACGGUAGAAGAAGGUUUCCCACAGCAUGGUGUUGGUGCAGAGAUUUGUGCCGUCGUCGUUGAGGAAUGCUUCGAGUAUCUCGACGCUCCGGUCGAGAGGAUUGCAGGAGCGGAUGUUCCAAUGCCAUAUGCUGCAAAUCUGGAGAAGCUGGCUCUUCCUCAGGUUGAGGACAUUGUCCGUGCAGCAAAGCGAGCUUGCUAUCGGUCAGUACCAUUAGCCGCAGCAGCGUAAUCGAUUUAUAAGAGUUCAGUGAAGGCAGUUUCUACCUCUUUUUUCUUUAUUUAAAUAAUACUAUUUUUUUGCUAUGAAUUAUUGUGUGAAAAUAAAAAAAAAUAUAUUGAUGGGCACUAAUUCACUAAUAAAACAUUUGAUUGUUU
Molecule: messenger RNA, 1394 nt
Organism: Phalaenopsis equestris
Lineage: Eukaryota; Viridiplantae; Streptophyta; Magnoliopsida; Asparagales; Orchidaceae
Product: pyruvate dehydrogenase E1 component subunit beta-1, mitochondrial-like
Biological process (GO): pyruvate decarboxylation to acetyl-CoA
Molecular function (GO): pyruvate dehydrogenase (acetyl-transferring) activity
Source: RefSeq, a predicted model, not a curated record